UGUUGCCAAUACAGAUUGACUGGUGGGUUCCACCGACUCUUGAGUUAUUUGAUCGAUUGUCUGGCCUUUUUGAUGAUGAUGUUGAUGAUGAUGAUGAAAAGUAAUUACCAUUUCGCUCUGCUACAAAAUUCCUGUGGCAUAAACUGGCAGAAAUGUGACAUUAUUUUGCCCUUGUGGCAAAUGUUUGAGGUUUGGUUUCUGCAUGAAAAUGCUUUGGCACUAAGGUUAAAACUCAGACCUCUCGCUCUCUCCUCUCUCUCUCUAUCUCUCUCAUAAAUAUAUACUCUCGGCUUCAUUCCACUCACUUCGUCCAGUCGCGGUUAACGGACGCGCGGUUGCUAGGAGCUUUAACGGCAGAGCGGCACGGGCUCUCCCCCGCCAUUUCCUCGUGUCGAGCCCUGGAAUGUCGAGUAGCGGCUCGGGCUCUUCCUCGCGGAAGGAGUUCGAUGUGAAACAAAUCCUCAGGAUCCGAUGGAGGUGGUUCGGUCACCCCUCGGUCCCUCCGCCUCAGUCCCCGCCGCUGGGAGACUACUUCGCCGGGAGGAGGGCGGGUGGCACCUCCGGAGAUGGACCUUCAGUAAGCGGCUCUAGCACCUCCAAUUCAGCCAGCGCGAACCCUAGCUCCGAGAGUCACAGCGGGCUGGUGGCCAGCGGCAGCGCCGGGUCUAACCUGUGUCACGGUGCCAACAGAAAGUUUGGUGAUCCGCCCGGGAGUCGGGGCGGUCCGGGUGGAGCGGCAGCAGGAGCCACGGGGAGCUCCUGUCCCCGGUCCUUCAGCCAGCCAGAGUGCAGGAGCCCCGCUGCCGCGCUGUCGUGGGUCUCUCCGCCGCCUCAUCGUCGCUCCCGUCCGGGUACAAGCAUGGAUCCCCCCGGAGAGGCUCCGGUGCUGCCGCUGGUACCCGAGCCACCCGCUCCUGUCAGCGUGGAGGAGGAGGCGGCGGCACUGGCAGCUUCGGGCACCGAGGAGAACAAUAACCACCUGGAAACCGACUCCAGCUCCUGCAGGACGUCCAACAGCAGCGCCACACUUUCCUCAUGCGUGUCGAUGGAGCCAUGUGCAUGUCCAGAGGAUUGUAUGUUCACGGCUCUGUCCCACGCCGAUGUCACCUUCCGCAAAAUGGAGGGCCACCUGAGGUCCCGGCAGCUGUGUGAUGUCACACUGGUGGCUGGAGAAAGGCGGAUACCUGCACACAGGCUGGUCCUCUCAUCCGUGUCCGACUACUUUGCCGCCAUGUUCACCAGUGAUGUGAGGGAGGCCAAGCAGGACGAGGUGAAGAUGGAAGGAGUGGACCCUGAUGCAUUGUGGGCCCUGGUGCAGUAUGCAUACACAGGCCGUCUGGAGUUGAGGGAGGACACCAUUGAGUCCCUGCUGUCAGCCUCCUGCCUGCUGCAGCUGUCCUCUGUGGUUCAGGCCUGCUGUUCGUUCCUCAUGAAGCAGCUCCAUCCCUCCAACUGUCUGGGUAUCCGCUCCUACGCCGACGCUCAGGGCUGCAACGACCUUCAGAGGGCCGCUCACUCCUACACCAUGGAAAACUUUUUAGAGGUGGUAGGAGGCCAGGAGUUCCUGUUGCUCCCAUUGGACGAGAUGGAGAGGUUGCUCACCUGUGAGGACUUAAAUGUGCCAGACGAGGAAACCGUGGUAACCUCUUUGCUAACAUGGGUUAGUCACGACACCACCACACGAGAGAGCCACCUUCCUUCUCUGUUGGCACACAUCCGACUGCCGCUGCUGCAGCCACAGUUCUUGGCAGACCUGGAGUCCAACCCUCUGCUGCGGGACAGCAUGGAGUGCCAGCGGCUGCUGAUGGAGGGGAUGAAGUAUCACCUCUUGCCUCAGCGGCAGCCCCUGCUGCAGAGCCCCCGUACCCGACCCCGCAAAGCCACUGUGGGGGCCAUGUUCGCUGUGGGGGGCAUGGACGCCACAAAAGGGGCUACCAGUAUCGAGCAGUACUGUCUGCGUCAGGACACGUGGAGGCAGGUGGCCAUCAUGAGUGGACGGAGGCUGCAGUUUGGUGUAGCGGUCCUUGACGGCCGUCUCUACGUGGUGGGGGGCCGAGACGGACUCAAGACCCUCAACACUGUGGAGUGCUACAACCCGCACAACAAAGCCUGGAGCGUCAUGCCUCCCAUGUCCACACACAGGCAUGGCCUAGGUGUAGCCGUCCUAGAGGGGCCCAUGUAUGCAGUAGGAGGACAUGAUGGCUGGAGCUACCUCAGCACAGUGGAAAGGUGGGACCCCCAAGCUCGCCAGUGGAGCUUUGUUGCAAGUAUGGCUACACCCAGAAGCACAGUGGGAGUAGCUGUACUCAAUGGAAAGCUGUACGCAGUCGGAGGUCGUGACGGCUCAUCCUGCCUGCGAUCAGUGGAAUGUUUCGACCCCCACACCAACAGGUGGAGUGCUUGUGCUCCUAUGGCUAAAAGGCGUGGAGGUGUGGGCGUGGCCACGUGGCACGGCUUCCUGUACGCCAUCGGGGGUCACGAUGCUCCGGCCUCAUCCCUCGCAUCUCGGCUCAGUGACUGUGUAGAGAGGUAUGACCCGCAGACAGAUGUGUGGACGGCAGUUGCACCCAUGAGCAUCAGCAGAGACGCGGUUGGUGUUUGUCUCCUUGGCGACCGCCUCUACGCUGUGGGCGGUUAUGACGGCCAGGUGUAUCUCAAUACUGUAGAAGCGUACGACCCUCAGACAAACGAAUGGACACAGGUAGCACCUCUGUGUCUUGGAAGGGCAGGAGCAUGCGUGGUGACCGUCAGACUCUGAAAACACUAUGCUAGAUUGUGCAUGUGGCUCUGAGACCCUCAGUGUACCGCUACUGGUCAAGAAACCAUCUGCCUGCCAUCGUGUGACCAACGCCGGGAAGUUAGAGACUGAUGACACACUUCGGCGGAGUCAGAUUGAGCUGCCUUUCAUUUAUUUUAAUGUUUAUGUUUGGGUAAGCGUUAAAUCGUGUGUCAGGUUUCUGAAAACGUUUAGGAUUUGAACAUCCUGAUAACAUAUGCCACAGAAGUGAACCGCCAUCGACACCCAUGAUGAAGAGGAAUAUAGUGUUUAUCUGAGCAUGAAGGAACACCUGUCGUCUCGCAGCAUAUUUUCUUGCUUAUUAUUUUGUUCCUGCAGACAAGGCGGGACACACAUGCACAAAAACCUACAUGGUUGCUUUCAGCUUCUAUUUCUGCUGACAGAAAGGUGAGAGAGACAGAGAGAUAUUGUCAAGAGACUGUUCGCGGGGCUUGAUCCUUUUACGCUCUGGUUUCUCCUAACAAUAUCUGAUGCCUUGCAUUGAUGCUAUUUUAAUAUAGUCCCUAUUAUUUUAUGCUGCAGUCGGCGAGUUGCUCUCCUCUUUCUUUCCGUUUCCUGCCUGCUGACAGAUGAAAGAAAGACUUUUGACAUAAUCAGCACAAGCUUAUGAAGGGCCCUGAAACUGUGACACACUUGUUUCUUUUCAGUCAAAAACAUAUCAUAAUGCUUUUUUUCUAAUGUUUAUGUUUACGUCUUCCUUGUUGCAUCAGCUCACAUCUGGAGCAUACAGUAUACUGUGACAUCUAUUUUAUUGUAGCUUUUCUUACAAUCUACAAUGAUAUCAUAUCCGUUCUCAUAGUUGAGGUCCAUUUAGCACUGCUAUUAGGUUUAUAACCAGAGAAGUAAUAAUAAUAAUACAAGUAACUGGCCACAGGGUCAGCUAUCAGUAUAAAGUGUGUGUGUGUGUGUGUGUGUGUGUGUGUGUGUGUGUGUGUGUGUGUGUGUGUGUGUGUGUGUGUGUGUGUGUGUGUGUGUGUGUGUGUGUGUGUGUGUGUAAGCAGCCUUCCUGUCUGAACUGACAUAUCUAGAGCUAAUGUAGCCCCCAGGAUGCACUUCACAAAUACACGGACAUAUCACACACACACACACACAUACAAUGACACACUUAACCACACAGCUGAAAGCCACGUGCCCCAGGAGCCAGUGAAGAUUGAACAGCCUUCCAGAUUUGCAGGCAUGAUAUCUUAAAAGCAGAGACUGUAGGCUAGCGAUUCCCCACAGCUGAGCCGAUGUUUAUUCAAGCCUAAUGCACUGCUGCAUUAUUCUAUUUUCUUCGCCUUCAUACAGCUGCUUAUUUAGAGAGUCAUUCUCUUUAGAUCAGAGCAGAAGAAGUGUGUCACCUCCACUGUGUAGAGGUAGUCAGAGAGUUUGAUCUCAGUCAGAGGUUAAAAAUAAAGACUGACAUUCCAAAUCAUGUUAUAUAUUCUGUGUAUAUUCUGUACAUAAAUAAAUAUCAAAUCUGUAUGUAGUCUAAUUGCAUUAUGCUGUAUAUUAUACAGCGCCAAAUAAAUCUAUCAUGUGUUAUUGUGCGUUUCUGUUUUGUAUUAUGAAUUGAGAUGAAGCCGGGGUGUAAUAAAGUGACACUGAGAAAUG
Molecule: messenger RNA, 4390 nt
Organism: Notothenia coriiceps (black rockcod)
Lineage: Eukaryota; Metazoa; Chordata; Actinopteri; Perciformes; Nototheniidae
Gene: klhl5
Product: kelch-like family member 5
Exons: 13
Coding region: 404-2758 (784 amino acids)
Molecular function (GO): protein binding
Source: RefSeq, a predicted model, not a curated record